CUUUCUCUUCUCUCUCUUCGCUCUCCUCUUUUUGUUUCUCUCUCCGAUAUCGUCGGAGGAGGACGGUGGUGCUGACGACGCCUUAAUCCGCCAGGUGGUUGGUGACGGCGACGGCGACGGCGACGCGCAUUUGUUGGGAGCGGAGCAUCACUUCGCCGCCUUCAAGCGGAGAUUCGGGAAGGUGUAUUCUACGCUGGAGGAGCACGAUUACAGGUUCGCGGUGUUCAAGGCUAACAUGCACCGCGCGAGAAGACACCAGAGGAUGGACCCCUCGGCGGUUCACGGCGUCACGCGGUUCUCUGACAUGACGGAAUCUGAGUUCAGGAAGAACGUUUUGGGGCUGAGAGGGGUUAGGUUGCCAUCUGAUGCAAACAAAGCUCCUAUUCUGCCAACAGCAGAUCUUCCCUCCGAUUUUGAUUGGAGAGAUCAUGGAGCUGUUACCCCUGUCAAAAAUCAGGGUUCUUGUGGAUCGUGUUGGAGUUUCAGCGCAACUGGGGCACUGGAAGGUGCUCAUUAUCUAGCUACCGGGGAACUUGUUAGUCUCAGUGAACAGCAGCUAGUUGAUUGCGAUCAUGAGUGCGACCCAGAUCAACCAGGUUCUUGUGACAAAGGGUGCAAUGGUGGAUUGAUGAACAGCGCUUUUGAAUACAUCCUUAAAUCCGGUGGGAUCAUGAGAGAGGAAGACUAUCCUUAUAAGGGUAGUGAUCGUGGAACCUGCAAAUUCAACAAGACAAAGAUAGCAGCAUCAGUAGCAAACUUCAGUGUAGUUUCACUUGAUGAAGACCAGAUUGCUGCCAAUCUUGUUAAAAAUGGCCCUCUUGCAGUGGCUAUAAAUGCUGUAUUUAUGCAGACAUAUAUUGGAGGGGUUUCAUGCCCAUACAUAUGUUCAAAGAGGUUGGAUCAUGGGGUGUUACUGGUGGGAUAUGGCUCUGGAGGCUAUUCUCUGAUUCGGAUGAAGGAGAAACCAUAUUGGAUCAUCAAGAAUUCAUGGGGAGAAAAUUGGGGAGAAAAUGGAUACUACAAGAUUUGCCGUGGACGGAAUAUCUGUGGGGUGGACUCCUUGGUUUCAACUGUGGCAGCUGUUCAUACCACUGCUCAUUAGGAUGUUUAACCUUGUCAUUUGUCUGUACAUAAAUCCUGGUCUUAAUUUGCUGUUUCUUUGUUUCAUCCUUAGGACACGCAUCAUUGCCCGCAUUUUAAAGUGGGGCUAGAAGUGCUAUUUAGUAUUUACUUUUUAAGAUGUGCAAUCUGAUAAACAGUUUCUGGGAAACUCUUUCAUGAACAAUUAAUUGGAUACUUAUUUUCCUUUGUAAUGACAAAUUGCAAAUUAA
This is a messenger RNA of Arachis ipaensis, 1331 nucleotides long. RefSeq names its product Papain family cysteine protease. Gene Ontology annotation, biological process: proteolysis. NCBI's taxonomy places the organism in Eukaryota, Viridiplantae, Streptophyta, Magnoliopsida, Fabales, Fabaceae. The record is from RefSeq and is a predicted model, not a curated record. Gene Ontology annotation, molecular function: cysteine-type peptidase activity.